Messenger RNA from Nasonia vitripennis (jewel wasp), 1788 nucleotides. RefSeq names its product cytochrome P450 4AB4 (gene CYP4AB4). NCBI's taxonomy places the organism in Eukaryota, Metazoa, Arthropoda, Insecta, Hymenoptera, Pteromalidae. The transcript has 12 exons. Gene Ontology annotation, molecular function: monooxygenase activity; heme binding; oxidoreductase activity, acting on paired donors, with incorporation or reduction of molecular oxygen. The record is from RefSeq and is marked validated. The coding region runs from base 181 to 1728 and encodes 515 amino acids.
GUGUAACAGCUGUAAACACGCGGAGUGAACGUAGAUAUUGCAGUACUGUUCAAGCAUCCACAAUGUGCACGACUAUGGAAGAGCCACAAAAGUGAUAAUCUCUCCGUCAACUCAUUUGAAAGAGACAGUUUAGUAACGUCUAUGAAUCUUUGUGAAAUAGUGUAGAUACAGAAAAUAGAGAUGAUUGUGGAAUUUCUACUGCUGCUUUUGCUGGCAGCGUGUAUUUUUCAUUAUUAUACGAGGUGUGGAAGAGUCGCCAAACUGACCGAGAACAUACCGGGUGUACGGGCUUGGCCGAUCGUCGGCAGUCUACCAGGGCUCAUGAAAAGUCAAGAUGAAUUAUGGCCGAUUUUUCGAAAAAUGAGUAACGAUUACUAUCCAACGUACAAAUUUUGGACUACACACGAAGUUGUCAUUAACAUACGCCACCCGGAUGAUAUCGAGAUACUGUUAUCGAGUGUCCAGCAUUUAGAGAAAAGCACUGCUUACAAACUUCUGCAUCCUUGGCUCAAGACCGGGCUAUUGACAAGUGCCGGUAACAAAUGGCAAGCACGAAGAAAGAUAUUAACCCCUGCUUUUCACUUCAACGUUUUGAAGAAAUACAUGGAUAUUAUUGUUGAAAAUAGUGAACGAAUGGUCAGGUCUCUAAAAACUAAGGCUAGCGAUGGACCCAUCAUAGAUCUUCUUCAAUUCUCGACAAACUAUACCUUGAACGUUAUCUGUGAAACCGCAAUGGGCACUUCAUUGCACGGUAUGGAAGAAUUUCAAGAAAAGUAUCGUAAUGCGAUACAUAAAAUGGGAGACGUACUCAUUUAUAGAAUAGCAAGACCAUGGUUUCGCAAGGAAUCUACCUUUAAAUGGACGCAAAAAGGUCAAGAACAAACUGCCGCUUUGAAAGUUCUACAUGGGUUUUCAGAAAAAAUAAUAAGCGAAAGGAAAGAGUAUCACGAUCAAACGAAGUACAAUUAUUUGAAUCAAUUUAUGACGGAUGAGGUCAAUGAUGAAGAGGACAAUGAAAUCUAUGGAAUCAGGAAGAAACGAUUAGCUAUGCUGGAUUUGCUGAUUUCAUUGUUCAGAAAUGGACAGAUAGAUGACGAGGGUAUUCAAGAAGAAGUAGAUACCUUCAUAUUCGAGGGUCAUGACACAGCGGCUAUGGGUUUGAGUUUUGCGUUGCUACUACUUGCCGAACAUACAGAUUCUCAAAGUCGUGCAAGAGACGAGGUGAAGGAAAUGUUCAACAAAAGCGGCGGAAAGAUGGGAUAUUCCGAAAUCCAGCAAUUGCAGUAUCUGGAAAUGUGCAUCAAAGAAUCCCUUAGACUUUAUCCAAGUGUGCCUUUUAUAUCUAGACAGCUAAAAAAAGAUUUACAACUAAAGCAUUAUUUGAUACCGAGUGGGGCCAUUAUGCACGUACACAUCUACGAUCUUCACAGAGAUGCGAACUUCUGGCCAGAACCAGAAAAAUACGAUCCAGAGAGAUUUUCACCCGAUAGCAUAAGAAACCGUCAUCCCUUCUCUUACAUACCCUUCAGCGCUGGACCACGCAAUUGCAUCGGUCAAAGAUUCGCAAUGAUGGAAUUGAAAGCAUCAAUUGCUCAUCUCCUGCAUCAUUUCAUUCUGGAACCAAUUGAUUAUGCUCACGAAGUGCCGAUCCGAUCAGACUUGGUUAUUCGACCGGCUCGACCAAUUCGAAUAAAAUUCGUACCAAUCAAACAUGACGCACUUUUAUAACUGCACCGAUAAUGUAUCAAGAUAGACUUUUAUAAAAUAAAAAAAAAUCUCCGUCAAUCC